AUGGAUAAUGACUUAAAUGACACCUACAUUACAUUGGAUGGAUAUGUGGACAUGAAGAAAUACAGUUAUCUGUAUUUUUCUAUAAUGUUUACUGUAUAUAUUUUAAUAAUCUGUAGUAAUUCUAUUAUUGUGUAUCUGAUCUGGUCCAACAAAAGCCUCCAUGAGCCCAUGUACAUCUUUAUAGCAGCUUUGUUGUUUAACUCUGUUCUUUACAGCACCAAUAUUUAUCCAAAGCUCCUGAUUGACUUUUUAUCUGAAAAACAGACUGUAUCAUAUUCAGCUUGUCUCUUCCAGUAUURUAUGUUUUAUUCUGUCGCUGGUACAGAGUUCUUAUUGUUAGCAGUUAUGGCUUUUGACAGAUAUGUGUCAAUAUGUAAACCUCUUAGAUAUCCAYCCAUUAUGACAAAAACCAYGGUAAACAUUUUUCUGGUUCUGGCCUGGCUUUUACCUGCUUUUCAUGMUUUAGUAUCAGCAAUCCUAACAGCUGAAAUAAAAAUAUGUAACUUAAGUUUAAAAGGKAUAUUUUGUAACAAUGCAGUUUUUUCACUUCAUUGUGUCAAAACAAAACCACUUACUAUAUUUGGAGUUAUCUGUUUAAUAAAUCUUGUAAUACUUCCAAUGCUUUUUACAGUUUUUACAUAUACAAAGAUAUUUGUAAUAUCUCAUCAAAAGUGUAUAACAUUCAGAAGAAAGGCUGCAGAGACCUGUCUACCUCAACUGUUYAUUUUAAUUAACUUCUCCUAUUUGGCUGCAUAUGAUAUAGUUAUAGCUCGAGUGGAARCUUAUUUUUCAAAAACCACUCGUUUUAUAAUGACAUUGCAAAUAUUUCUGUAUCAUCCUUUAUUAAAUCCAUUCAUAUAUGGCCUAAAGWUGAAGGCAAUUUCUAAAAAUGUAAAAAAGCUUCUGUUUAGGUAA
Messenger RNA from Austrofundulus limnaeus, 915 nucleotides. Its product is annotated as olfactory receptor 6Y1-like. The record is from RefSeq and is a predicted model, not a curated record. Gene Ontology annotation, molecular function: odorant binding; G protein-coupled receptor activity; olfactory receptor activity. Bases 1 to 915 code for a protein of 304 amino acids. Gene Ontology annotation, cellular component: membrane. Gene Ontology annotation, biological process: G protein-coupled receptor signaling pathway; detection of chemical stimulus involved in sensory perception of smell. The transcript has a single exon. NCBI's taxonomy places the organism in Eukaryota, Metazoa, Chordata, Actinopteri, Cyprinodontiformes, Rivulidae.